Messenger RNA from Gryllus bimaculatus (two-spotted cricket), 1218 nucleotides. NCBI's taxonomy places the organism in Eukaryota, Metazoa, Arthropoda, Insecta, Orthoptera, Gryllidae. The record is from the annotation of a GenBank genome assembly.
AUGGCGAAAAUUACUCAAUUGAAGGAACAGCUGCGAAAAGCGCUGGAGUGUCCAGUCUGCUCAGACACCAUGGAAAGGACGACGGUGCGUAUGUGCCCAAAUGGGCACGCUUUCUGCAACGAUUGUAGAGCAAAAAUGCUACAAUGUCCCAUAUGUAGAAAUCCAAAUAUAAAUGGCCGAUGCAUCAUUCUGGAGGAUAUUGCAAAUUUCAUUCAUUCACCCCCACUGCCAGUGAAUGUGUCUUGUCAGACUAGUUUUGUACAAAGUCUUCAGGGUGGUUGUUCACGAGGAGAGAUGCUUCCGGUUGUUGGACAGCCUAUAGAGAAUGAUGGCCAGGUUUCAGCAAUGCGUACUACAGCGCACUCAUCAGCACGUCGAUCUCUAAGGGGUCUGGAAGCGCGCGUGGUACUCUCCAGAGCACGUCCCAGCAGGCAAACGCUGGAGCCCGAUUUCCAUGCUACAACUCGUCGUUUUGUGAGACAACCAGUGGAGCGUAAUGCAACAGCUGCGUCUGGCCGUUUAGUAAGGACACGUGCGGAGCGUAAUCCACCAGCUACGUCCGGCCGUUCACCAAGGGCACGAGUGGAGCGUAAUCCCCCAGCUUCGUCUGGCCGUUCACCGAGGGCACGAGUGGAGCGUAAUCCCCCAGCUUCGUCUGGCCGUUCACCGAGGGCACGAGUGGAGCGUAAUCCCCCAGCUUCGUCCGGCCGUUCACCGAGGGCACGAGUGGAGCGUAAUCCCCCAGCUUCGUCCGGCCGUUCACAAAGGGCACAAGUGGAGCGCAAUUCUCAUUCUGUAACUCGCCGUUCGGUGAGGCCACCAGUGGAGCGGUAUUCUCCAGCUACGGUAAGGUCACGAGUGGAGCACAGUUCCCAAACUACGUCUCGCCGGUCAGCAAGGCCAACAGUUCGUGUAGGAAGAGGUAAUGGGACUGUCACAUCCGGUUCGACCAUCCGAUCGACGGUGCCAGAAGCGCAACCGGUUACAGCGUCUAGUAGUUCUGAAAGUACUCCUGGCGGCCUGGUAGCAACGGAACCUCCCGUUACGACUUCUAACACGGGACUUCGUCUUAAUGCACAUUCUGCAGUGAGAACCCAACGGGGAACUCCGCGACGGUCGUCCAGGCUACUUGAUGUCCAGGUUCCACGGCUACCUCGUCGUUCUGCGAGACAUGCGUCUGCCGUUAUCGCUGAACUGUACUCGCAGGGGUUUGUGUAA